Rhododendron vialii is the source of this 525-nucleotide messenger RNA. RefSeq lists its product as uncharacterized. The record is from RefSeq and is a predicted model, not a curated record. Lineage: Eukaryota; Viridiplantae; Streptophyta; Magnoliopsida; Ericales; Ericaceae. Bases 1 to 525 code for a protein of 174 amino acids. The transcript has 2 exons.
AUGCCAUGGAAGAUAGCGGUGGUAGACAUGCAGGGCAAUCCAGCGGAGAUCCGUCUAGUACCUGCCAGAGUAGAGCCUACACCAGUGACUGUCCCGGUACAGGGCAGGGCAGCUCCUAGAAGGAAGAGCACGCGGGGUCCUCCACCAAAGAAGUCAACAGCGACGAGCUCUUCUACAACCCUGGCCAACUCUCAACGACAGACAAGUGUCAGGCAGUUGAUGGUUGCAGACUUCAGUAAAGCCCAAGAGGGCCUGGCAUGCACAGAGAAGCGGUACCAGAUGAGGAAAAGCCAGAGAACGCUCGAGGUGGUGAUGGUUCACAAGAAGAGGCAACACGUUGUGCCUGAGGCCUCUGAGGAAGAUGAAGAAGAAGAGGGAGAGGAGGAAGAGGACGAGGAGCGCUCGUCCAACAGCAGCGGCUCUGAUGACACCAUCGACGAUCCUGGAUACAAGAGGGAUCCAAGAGAGGAGGAAGAUGACGAUGAGGAGGACGACGAAAUUGGCUGGCUUGAGGGCUACCAAUGA